AUGGAGGUACGAGACAUUCUGAGGAGUAUCGAGCCUCUUCAAGGACGUGUAUUACCGAUCAAGACCAUCCAGGAAACACAGACGACUGAAGAGUUUGAGGAUGCAUAUGUAGCCGAAGUCAACGUGAAGUUGGCCUCGAAAGUGGUCAAAGCACUAGAUGCUGCUUUCCCUCGCGACCCUGCUAUCCCAGUGAACCAUCUCCGACGAUUUGCUAAACAUUCCCAAUUGCCAGAAUCCUUGCGCUCAGCCAUCAGCCACAAUGACUCCGCUCCGCAGACAAUCUUUGUCCUAAUAUCGCCUCCUCUCCCGGAAGCUGAUGCUCUCCAAAAAGUGCUUGCUCCAUUUGCCCCUGCCUCCUCGACCUCUGCCGACGAUCAGGCCGAAGCCGCUCCUGCCAUUUCCCUGCAUACAAUCAAGAUCCCUACUCAACCGCCCUUGAAUGCUAAGCAAGCCGAGAAAUGGACAUCGACUUACUGGCCCGUUGUCUACAACCCAGCUGCCCCGCGAGCCACAAUAGCACCGCCGCCGCAAAUCCUAAACCGUGCGCUCGAGUCCAUCCAGGCCGAAGCCGGACAUUACUUGGCGCUGGCCGAGAAAGUCGCACGGGAAGCAGAGAAAUCUGGCCGGGGCCGGAGAAUCGGGGCUGUAGUGGUUGAUCCCGAAAUUCUGGCCUCCAUCGACACUCGUGACGACGAGGAUGGCACAAGAUGGACAGACGCCGUUGUCGCCGUCGCAGGUGACGCGCGAUAUUCUCGUCGAGAAACCGGUGCGCUCUCAGAAUCAGAGCAGCAGAUCGAGCCGGGUCCACCUGCAGCAGCACAGACAUACAACGCUGAUCUGGAAGGCGGGCCUGAACUGCACGCGCUGAUGCGCGCCGUGGAAAUGAUUGCCCGGAAACGUCGCGAAGAAGACCGCGAAGCUUCUGAUACCAAACCGUACCUCAGUCCCUUGGAAUCGUACUUUCUUUCGCAGUCAGACGUAUCAACCUCCGCAUCCAGUUUAAAUUCACAGGACCCGUCACCAAUACCGGAAAAGCUUCUAAAGACAAACUCCGCCUCGCCGGCUGUUCCCACGACGUCGAAAACCCCUCCGGUUGCUCCGGUUGCUCCGGUUGCUGCUCCGCGUAUCCGCUCGCGUGCACAGGGCGGCUACCUCUGCACAGACCUAGACGUAUACCUCACCCAUGAGCCCUGCUUAUGUUGCUCCAUGGGAAUGCUCCUCUCGCGCUUCCGAGCGGUGAUAUUUCCCCGGAAGGGACGGAUGGUCACGGGGGGACUAGCCUCGGAGCCUGUUAUCUCACCGGCGUCUGACACUGUCCCUGAAGGCGAGCCUGAAGAGUCUGAAUCGAAGGCGCCAAUGGACGAGUCGUCCGAUCCGGCAACAAAAAGGAAAUACCACGGUCUGCACUGGCGCAAGGAGCUGAACUGGCGGGCGUUGGGCUUCGAGUUUGUCGAGCAUGAUGAUGCUGAUGAACUUGCUCGGCGUACAGAGGAUCAGACCGGAGUUGCUUUUCAUGCAUGA
Aspergillus fumigatus Af293 is the source of this 1521-nucleotide messenger RNA. RefSeq names its product putative tRNA-specific adenosine-34 deaminase subunit Tad3. Lineage: Eukaryota; Fungi; Ascomycota; Eurotiomycetes; Eurotiales; Aspergillaceae. Gene Ontology annotation, molecular function: catalytic activity. The record is from RefSeq and is a predicted model, not a curated record.